AUGGCUGAUGCCACACAAUCGCCCUACGGCGAUCACAAGUUUAUAGCUCGCUUAGAUCACAUCAAGACCUUUAACCAGGCCAUAAAGUCAAUCUGCUUCAAUGAUUAUGGAAUGCUGCAGGUGUCCGAGGAUGGACUGCGCAUCACCGUGGAGCAGGGCAAGUCCACCCAGGCCACGCUCUUCAUGCCGCCGGGCGCCUUCACGGAGUUUGUUGUGCAGGACUUCCAGAGCUUCGGCCUGAAGAUGAAUGUCCUUUCCGAGUGCCUAAAUCUCUUUGGAUCCGCCGACUGCAGUCUGAGGAUGAUGUACAGGGAUGAGGGCGAUCCUCUGAGGAUCAUUCUGUAUCCCUACGACGACGAGGAUGUGAACACCGAGUGCGCCAUCAAAACAAUGGACAGCGAGGAGCCAAUUGACUACGACAAGAGCUUGAAGGACUCGGAUAUAAAUGUUAUUUUCGUACGCGGACCGAAUCUAUCGAAAGUGUUCCAUGAACUGGAGAAAUCGGCGGAGGAAUUCGAGUUCGUUACAUCGCCGGAUAAGCCGCAUUUCAAAAUCACCACCGUUGGCAUCAUGCAGGCCGUUUUCAGCGUGGAGGUAGCCAAAACGAGUCCCAUGAUGAUGAUGUUCAACUGCAAGCAGACGGUGGUCGCUCGCUACAAAAGUCAGCAGAUCCGAAUGACCAACAAGGCGAUGCAAGCGGCCACCAAGGUGGCCAUCAAAACGAACUCCGUUGGCCUGCUGGAACUGCAUCUGGUCAUGCAGGGCGAGGGCCAGGAGGAGAUCUUUGUCCAGUUCUUCAUCGUUCCCCUGCUCCACACGGAUUAGGCCAGAUUAUAUAUAUUUAUAAAUAUUUGUUAC
Messenger RNA from Drosophila takahashii, 858 nucleotides. RefSeq names its product Radiation insensitive 1 (gene Rad1). The record is from RefSeq and is a predicted model, not a curated record. Gene Ontology annotation, molecular function: 3'-5' exonuclease activity. Gene Ontology annotation, biological process: DNA repair; DNA damage checkpoint signaling. NCBI's taxonomy places the organism in Eukaryota, Metazoa, Arthropoda, Insecta, Diptera, Drosophilidae. Gene Ontology annotation, cellular component: checkpoint clamp complex; nucleus.